This is a messenger RNA of Caenorhabditis auriculariae, 5749 nucleotides long. NCBI's taxonomy places the organism in Eukaryota, Metazoa, Nematoda, Chromadorea, Rhabditida, Rhabditidae. The record is from the annotation of a GenBank genome assembly.
AUGAACAGCCCGUUCCGUUUUACAAAACGGGUCCGCGUGAUUCUGUUCAUGAGCAAUUGUAUAUUUCUGUGCGGAGGGAUUUCCGCCCUCAUAUUAAAUUCCCCGGAGGAUCAAUAUGCGGCUAAAUUGAGGAUUAUCGAGGUUAACAAACUCCGCGGCUAUUUCGAACUCUAUCUUGAAGAUUCUUCAAUGCGAACCGCCUCAUGUUUUCACUUCCUGUGCGUUUGUGAUGGAUUUGUCAACCAAAACCGCUUGGUUCCUAAUCAUGGUUUCCGUUGUACUGAUAUUCGAGUUUGCGUUCCUUUGUGCGCACGGCCUGUACAUUUUAGAAAACCAAAGUAGUCAUAUGUCUCUCAAAACGCGUCAUCUUCAAAAGACGUUCUUCUACAGCUUGUGUGGCCAGGUGAGCUGUAAUAAUUUCUCUGCUCCUGUAAAUUUGAGUUGCGAGCCUUAAAGCGAGGUCAUUCAACUUUGCGUUGGGAAUUUCCUGAAAAUCGGCCAAAACACUCCUUAUUGUACUAGAUAAAGAUCCUUGAAGUCUCUACCUGCACAACUCCCUAGUUUUCCAGAAACAACGGCUCAAAUCCUCGAAAUAGCCUAUUUUUCAGAUUUUGAGAGUCUUCUUUGAUUUGAGGGCGUCUUUUCUAAAAAACGAAGAAGUUGUGCAGGUUGGAACUUCCAGAAUUUUCCACUGGUACAUCAAGGAGCAUUCCAGUCAAUUUUCAGAAAUUCCUAAACCGCAAAGUAAAAUGACCUCCUUAGUUAGAAUUUUUUAGGUAAGUAUUCCAAUGAUUUUUCUGUGCCUUCCACUAGUUUUGAUCACUUGGCUUGUUACUACAAAUACAUCGGUAAACGGUAAAUCAGGACUUAUUAUUUUCUUCGAAUUCCUCGAAAUUUCAGUGUUGUCCCCGAUUGUCGUCAUCGUGGGAUCUUUACAUGGCGGCAUUUCUUCCAUAUUCACUAUUUUAUCAAACAAACAUUAUCGCAACUUUUUUUUGAAGCCACAGAACUGUUUUCCCCUAUCAAACAGAGGUGCGUAUGAAAAAACAACAGCCCCCGGUCUAACUAUUCGAAUUAAGAAACGAUGUCUACUGUUUCAGUAGCAAACCGUACUAGAAAAGAGAAUUCUCCUGCAUUCUUUGUUUCCUGAUUUGUUCUGAGCAUCAUUGAGAGCAGGAAAAUCUAUCUUAUACCUUCUGAAGAAUCGUUAGAAAACAAGAGAUCCUUUUAUACACUUUUUUUGAAUAAAUAAUUUGUUUUUUUGGAUCAGCGUCGAUAAUCCGCAUCGCAAAGGCAAACGUCGCCGUUUAGAAACACUUCCCCGAAUUUUUCAUAAAAGUCGUUCGAAAUUUUCACGUCUGCUCUAAACUACAGAAAAUGCAACUGUUUUUAGAGUCAGGAGUUCAAUUUUUUUUCUUUUUUUAUUUCAGCUAUCUGAUAAAAACUUGAGAAAUUGAGCUAUAUUACCUCGGUACUUGGACCAAACAUUUUAUUAGAAAAGAUGGGUUGAAAAAUUGCGUCUGUGGCUAGGUACCACCAAGGUCCGCCCACUUUUGGGGCGCUUUUGCUCAGCACAAAUGUUUUUUUGCUUUUUUAAUCGUGCUAUUCCAAAAAGAUACCUGAAAACUCAUUGGAGUUCAUAAAAUAAAAUGAGAAAAAAAUUCUCUCGAAACUCGUGGAUUUUAUAGUAGAAAAGUAAAUGAAAAGUCCAAAUCUUCUCUUUGAAAUCUUUGUUUCGUUUCAAAACAUAUGAAUGAGCAACUUCCCUAUCUUCUGGAAGCCUAAACUUGAAAAAAAUGAGGCUUAGCUGAGUUUGUAUAAAAUAGAAAACUGAUGAAAAAAACACGCCUGUUUGAGGUGGCCGGUCGUAUUACGGUAGUUUGGAUAGGUUUUUCAAUAAUAAAAUGAAAUCUUGUGUACUUUUUGUGACGUAGCUUACCUUGUAACCUCGAGAAAUAGGUUCUCAACAAAUUGCAAAAAAGAAAGAAAAUUUAAAAAAUUUCCUAUCUCCGAAACUGACUGCGCAAUAUUGACCGGCCACCGGCCGCCGUAGUACUGUCUCAAACAUGCGUGAAAACAUAAAAAAAAAUUAAAGUGUGUGCAGUUCUACGAAGGGGUGCAUGCGGAAGGAACAAGUUCGCGCGUCGCGACGCUCUUCGAAGAUUCUCUUCUCCGCCUCCCUCGCCUUUAAAGUUGGGAAAAUUGACUAUACAUGAAACUUCUCGAAUCGAAAAUCUCGAUGUAUAAAGGUUGCGUGGCAUUCGAGGUUUUACAAAUUGGAAAACACGGUUUUCAACUUCACCUGCUGUAUGGGAUAUGCAAUACUGCAUUUUGAAGCAAAAGCCUUAACAAAACUCCGAUUUUCUACAGGAUAAAAUCAAGUUCCCGCCUAACUCACUAUGAACUUCCCUCCCUCUGAAGAUGACAGCAGAUUUAUGACCGAAGAAACACUCAAACUUAUCGAAAAACUAAUGCGGCUACGCGUCUCUAACUUUUGCGUCCUUUUCAGAAAAAAAAAGCUCUGCAAUUCAGCAAAUCUUUUCACCUGCUAGGCAGUAAUGUGAAGGAACAUUCAUACUUGUAUAUCUAACUUCCGCCAAUUUUAUUAUCAUGUCUUUCCCGCUCUGCGAUGAAGACGGCGAAAUCAUAAACGAAAAAACACUAAAACUCAUCGAAACUUCGAUUUUCCCGCUCCUAAUGGCUAUCAAUAGCGCCGCCUUUCUGUGUAUUCUAUUCCUUUCGCCCAAAUCCAUGAAACACUACAAAUGGUUACUGCUAAACUAUCAAAUUUGGUAGGCUAUAGUCUUUGUGCCACGACUUGAAUUUCCACGGAACGACAUUCCGCUGUUCCGCUGCGUGCGUUCGCGAAGCGUCUUUCGAAUCUAGGUCACGCUUUCAAUUGAUUGUUAUUCCUGUGAGAGCACAUUAAAGUAAAGAACUUAUAAAAGAAAAUUUAAAAAAAGUUAAAAGCGCGACCAAGGUUCGCACAGGCGUGCAGCGGCACAGCGGAAUGUCGUUUGGUGAAAUUUCAAGUCGUGGUACACAGGCUAUACAUGGCGAAAAACCUUUACAGUGACUUUCCAGGGUAGUUAUCUUGGAUAUUCUCAUUCCAUUGAUGAUCGUUCCCAUGUUCUAUUUGCCAGCUUUGGCUGGACGUGCCGUCGGAUGGUUUUCGGAAUUAGAAGUUCCGGGGUCUGUUCAAUGGACAAUAGGCUUUUUUACCUUUGCAAGUCUGCGAUUUCAGAUAAUCAAAAGUAUAAUGAUUUUAGACGUUCUUCUAUCAGUUAUCAUGCUAUUUGAACAUCGUCAUCAUUGCUUAUUGCCCCUGAAUAGCCCAUUUCGGCUGAGAAAAUCUGCUCGUAUUUUAUUAAUUUUGGGUAAUUUCGUGCUUUUGAGCGGUGGGAUUCUAUUUCUCAUAGGAGUUGCACCUGAUGAUCAAACCGAAGCCAAGCGGAAAGUUGUCGAGGUGGGAACUUUAAAUCUGGAAAAAAACUGUGAGUGAAUAACGUCAGAUUUUGCAAUGCGAACCUCCGUUUAUAUUCACUUCUCAUACUUUCGUCAUGGAUUUGACCUUGAAGACACCUUUAUUCGCCUUCAUAGCAUCAGUUACCGCGAUUUCUCAGAUGGUUUUCGAUGGUGCUCACGGACUCUACGUCUUGAACAAUCAAAGUAGUCACAUGUCUCUCAAAACUCGCAACCUUCAGAGAUCCUUUUUAUAUAUCUUAUGCGGUCAGGUAUGCACUUGCAAAGAUAAAUGUGUAUCCAGAAAAAGGGUUCAGGUAAGUAUUCCAUUCUUAUUUUUGUUCAUUCCAGUAUUUGUAAUAGCUUAUCUCACGACUAUAAAUGCUCACGUAAAAGGUGAGUUUUAAUUAAAAUUUUGGCAAUAAAACUUGAAUAUUGGCUUGAAGAGGUCUCCCCAUUUUUUAUAUUCACCGUGUCGUUUCACGGGGCAGUUUCUUCAAUCUUCACAAUUUUAUCGAACAAAAACUACCGGCAAUUCUUUUUCAAAUCAUUACCUUGUCGUCUCAAAUGUUUAACAUCAAAAAUAGGUACAGAUUCGACUUGGUAAUGGUUUCAAGUCAAUAAACUUUCAGGUGAAAGAAAUCAAGAAGGAGCAGCAAACCGAUUUAAAAAUUUCCGCGCUCCUAUUGAAUGAAUCACUUUUUAAGAGAGAAACAACUUAUGUUCUACAGCUCAUUCCCGGUCGGCUUUGGUCAUCGAAAAAGAGCCCUGUCCCAAGCUAGCCCUGGCUAUAUUUUUCAAUUGAAAAAAAAACGAAUUUUUUAUCGAAGCGUUUUUUUAAUGGUGUUCGCUGUGAUUUUCGACAGAUGAAAAAUUUCUCUUUAUUAAACUCUGAUAAUUUUUUUAACACCUGCCAUACUGAAAUUGAUAAGCUUUAAUCUUAUCCUGAACUGACUAACAGAAACCUGAUUCAUUCAUCGCCUUUAUAAUUAUGAUAUUUCCUCCCUGCGAUGAAGACAUCGUUUUCAUUGGAGAAGAAAGACUAAAACUAACUGAGAACUUGAUUUCUUCAUUUUUAAUGACUAUCAAUAUCACAUCGUUUUUCUGCAUUUUGUUCUUGUCACCUGAUUCUAUGAAAACUUACAAGUGGAUUCUUUUAAACUAUCAGUUUUGGUGUGCCACCGUGGAGUUACAUAAUUGCAAGCGGGUUUUUAGGGUCAUAAUGAUGGAUAUCAUGAUACCGGUGAUGGUGACACCAAUUUUUUACUUCCCAGCUCUAGCCGGUUGCUCAAUCGGCUGGUUUCAAUCAAUGGGUCUACCAGUGAUCUUGCAACUAACUUCAGGAGCUUUGUCUUUCUCAAGUAAGCUUUUGAAGUUUUGAAUCGUUGGUAAUACCUCGUCUUCCAGAUGUGGCAAACUCCAUUUUUCUGUUGUUCGAGUACCGUCAUCACAUUGUUCUGCCCAAGAGCAGUCCAUUCCGAUUCCGGAAAAGUGUCCGUGUUUUACUUAUUUUAUCAAAUUGUAUCGUAUGUAGCGGGGGCGUUUGUGUUAAUUUAGCAUUUUCUCCGGCUGAUCAACUGGCGGCUAAAUUGAAAGUCAUUGAGGUUUUGAACUUCUUCCGUUCUUUCACUGUUCCUCUUCCAAAUCGCUCCACAACCUUGAAAUUAUUGAAAUAGGGCCUUUAUUUGACUUCGAAUUAGACCAGGGGUCUUUUAACUUGUAGUUUUUCCAAGAUCCCUAAGGAUCGACCUUUUUUAAAGGCCUCUUCCCUUUUUUUUUGAUCUUUCUCUGAAUGAGAUAAGAAUCCCACUCUGCAGAUUCUCCAAUGUGAACCGCCUCAUAUCUUUACUUCGUGCGCUUUUGUUGUGGACUUGACUUCGCGGGCCGUAUCCUUCGUUCUAUUUGUCACAGUUGCAUUCACAACUCAAAUUUUAUUCUUCGGAACUCAUGUCCUACAUAUUCUGAACAGUCAGAGUAGUCAUAUGUCCAAUAGGACUAGACAACUUCAAAAAACUUUCUUUUACAACUUGUGCGCUCAGGUCAGUCCAAUGUCUUAUUUUCUCAUCUUUAAAGCAAGCCUUGUUAUUUCAGGUGAGUAUUCCAUCAAUAUUCCUACUCCUACCAAUUUUUUUUGCUAGUUGGCUUAUUGCGAUAAACGCUCCGCUAAGAGGUAUGGCUUUGGUAUAAAAUAACUAAAGAUUCAUUUUGAAGCUGUCUCACCGUUUUUUGUCAUCAUGGUAACAUUCCACGGCGGCGUUUCUUCAACUUUCACGAUUUUAUCAAAUAA